Messenger RNA from Bombina bombina (fire-bellied toad), 1493 nucleotides. RefSeq names its product mex-3 RNA binding family member A (gene MEX3A). Gene Ontology annotation, molecular function: RNA binding. The coding region runs from base 69 to 1457 and encodes 462 amino acids. The transcript is spliced from 2 exons. The record is from RefSeq and is a predicted model, not a curated record. Lineage: Eukaryota; Metazoa; Chordata; Amphibia; Anura; Bombinatoridae.
CUCCCUCUCUCUCUCUCCUCUGCUUCUGUCUUUCUUUCCCAUUCUUUGUUCCCAAGUCUUUGUUAGCCAUGCCUAGCCUGGUGGUAUCAGGGAUGAUGGAGACUCGGAAUGGGGGCAUGACAGAUCUGACCAAGGACAGAGUGCUGGAAGAUGACCGGGCUCUGCAGAUUGCUCUGGACCAACUCUGCCUACUGGGUUUGGGGGAGCCGGAGGAGGACAGCAACAAUAACAACAACAGCAGCAACAGUAACCCCCCAAAAGGGGAGAGCAAGUUGUGCGCCCUGUACAAAGAGGCAGAGCUAAGACUCAAGAGUUCCAAUACCACAGAGUGUGUCCCUGUGCCCAGCUCGGAACACGUGGCUGAGAUUGUGGGUAGGCAAGGUUGUAAAAUUAAAGCUUUAAGAGCCAAGACCAACACAUACAUCAAAACUCCAGUACGAGGGGAAGAGCCAGUAUUCAUGGUGACAGGACGCAGAGAAGAUGUGGCUAUGGCAAGACGUGAGAUCAUUUCUGCUGCUGAACACUUCUCCAUGAUUCGAGCUUCUCGAAAUAAGGCGGGCACAGCAUUUGGAAGUGCUCCAACACUUCCUGGCCAAGUGACUAUCCGAGUAAGGGUACCCUACAGGGUAGUAGGUUUGGUGGUUGGACCCAAAGGAGCUACCAUCAAAAGGAUUCAACAGCAAACAAAUACUUACAUCAUCACUCCAAGUCGUGACAGAGACCCUGUUUUUGAGAUCACUGGAGCCCCUGGGAAUGUGGAGCGUGCACGUGAAGAAAUAGAAACACACAUUGCUGUACGCACUGGCAAAAUCCUGGAGUACAAUAAUGAGAAUGACUUUUUGUCCAGCAGCCCAGACUCCACCAUGGAGAACCGGUAUCCUGAGAACUGGAGGGUGCAUAGCACAGCUUCUGGAUGUAAGCCCCUCUCCACCUUCCGGCAAAAUAGCUUGGGUUGCAUUGGAGACUGCCCACCUGAGCCUGUAUAUGAGACUCCUCGACUGAAUGAACAAAAUGAAUUCAACUAUGGUUACUUGUUUCCAAACUACAAGCAAGAAGUGUAUUAUGGGGUAGCAGAAUCUGGAGGUCCCAUGUGGGGGGGUCAGGAGAAUAACAGCCCUGCACCUGGAAUCUUCACAAAGCAACAACGUUCAGGGAGCACUGGCACUGUCCAAACUAACUCCUCACAGCGUUCUCCUGAGUCCACUCUCACUUCUUUGCCCAGGAGGAACCAGGGCGAGACACUGCCUAGCUUCACCAAGCUUAGUGCCACUCGGACAUCAAUUUCAGGAAGCCGGGAGUGCAUGGUGUGUUUUGAGAGCGAGGUUACUGCUGCACUGGUGCCCUGCGGGCACAAUCUUUUUUGCAUGGAGUGUGCCGUGCGCAUCUGUGAGAGAAAUGAACCUGAGUGCCCUGUAUGCCAUGCUUCUGCUACUCAGGCAAUCAGAAUAUUUUCUUAAAAGGGACUUUUGGGACAAGGGAGGGAUUGGGAGGGU